Molecule: messenger RNA, 3996 nt
Organism: Salarias fasciatus (jewelled blenny)
Lineage: Eukaryota; Metazoa; Chordata; Actinopteri; Blenniiformes; Blenniidae
Gene: farp2
Product: FERM, RhoGEF and pleckstrin domain protein 2
Exons: 28
Coding region: 125-3316 (1063 amino acids)
Cellular component (GO): cytoskeleton
Molecular function (GO): guanyl-nucleotide exchange factor activity; cytoskeletal protein binding
Source: RefSeq, a predicted model, not a curated record
CACUCGCUGCGGUGACGACGACCAUGGACCGGGGCAGAGUCCUCUUCGGUGGUACCAACUUUUAGCCCUUUACUUUAUCUUCCGGCUCUCAAAAAACAAAAGUUCUGGGCAGCUCUGAGCAGUCAUGGGGGAGAUCGAGGGCUCAUACCGAGUCCUGCAGACCCCGGGCACCAGGCUGGGAGCCCAGUUCAACGCUGGUAUCAGCACCCUGGAGCCGGGCCAGAGCCUCGGUGGCAACAACAUGGUCAGUGGGGGCAGGAACUAUGGAAGAGAGCUGCAGAUCCGUGUGCAAGGGCUGGACGACUCCCAGGAGUUCUUUGACAUUGAUUGUAAGGCUUUGGGACAGGCCCUCCUCGCCGAGGUUUUCCACAGAGGAAACCUCAUGGAGAGCGAUUACUUUGGCCUGGAGUUCCAGAACAUGCAGCUGAACUGGGUUUGGCUGGAGCCCACCAAGCCCGUUGCAAAACAAGUCAGACGACCUGCAAAUACACUCUUUAGGCUGUCGGUGAAAUUCUUUCCGCCGGACCCCGGUCAGCUGCAGGAGGAGUACACCAGGUAUUUGUUCUCCCUGCAGAUAAAGAGAGAUCUGAUGGAGGGCAGGCUGGUCUGUUCAGAGAAUACCGGAGCCUUGCUGGCCUCUCACCUUGUCCAGUCGGAGAUCGGUGACUACGACGAUGCCGCAGACAGGGAUUACCUGAGGACAAACAAGCUGCUGCCCUACCAGGAGAAAGUGCAGGAGAGGAUCAUGGAGCUGCACCGCAGACAUCUGGGCCAGACUCCUGCUGAAUCAGAUUUCCAAAUCCUGGAAAUUGCACGCAAACUGGAACUGUACGGCGUCCGCUUCCACCCAGCGGCUGAUCGGGAAGGCACCAAGAUCAAUCUGGCUGUGGCACACAUGGGGCUCCAGGUUUUUCAGGCUAACACAAAGAUAAACACCUUCAACUGGUCCAAGAUUCGCAAGCUAAGCUUCAAAAGGAAGCGUUUCCUUAUCAAGCUUCACCCUGAAGUCCAUGGCCCCCACCAGGAUACUCUGGAGUUUCUCAUGGGCAGUCGAGACCAGUGUAAAAUCUUUUGGAAGAUCUGUGUGGAGUACCACUCCUUCUUCCGUUUGUUCGACCAACCCCAACCCAAAUCCAAAGCCAUCCUGUUCACUCGAGGUUCCUCCUUCAGAUACAGUGGAAGGACCCAGAAGCAGCUUGUGGACUACGUCAAGGAAAACGGUGCAAAGCGAACCCCAUAUCAGAGGAGGAACAGUCGAAUCCGAAUGUCUGCUCGCUCCCUCGCGACAGAUGUGCCAAAACAGAGCUUGUCCUUCAAUGACAGUCUCCGGGCCCCGGGCUCCCCUUCCUCCACCGUGUCCUUCCACUCAGCCCACAUCUCCAACAUUCUGCCCCGAACAGAACUGAAACCUCAGCCCCAACCUUUAUCCACCGUGAGCCCAUCUCCACCAUCUCUUCAGCAGCAGCAGCAGCUUCAGUCCCCUCUGCAAGCCACCACCAGACCCCCUACCCCUCCGAAGGAAGAACCUGUCCAGGCCACCUCCCCUUUUCCAGCAGACACGGUGGUGGACAGCCCCCAGCUCUCACCCUUCACCUCCAAGGAGCCCCUCUGCCUGUCGCCCUCCUUCCAGAUGUCCACCCUCAGUCUGCCGGGACAGGCGCCGUCGCCCCUGCAAAGCCCCAUCCUGAGCGAGGUGGGCAGCAAUGCCAGGCUAGAGGAGGAGGAGGAGGGCAGGAGGAAGCGAUAUCCCACCGAUAAAGCCUACUUUAUUGCCAAAGAGAUUCUGACCACAGAGCGGACGUACCUGAAGGACCUGGAGGUCAUCACCGUGUGGUUCCGCAGUGCUGUGAUUAAAGAAAACGCCAUGCCCGAAGGCCUGAUGACCCUGCUCUUCUCCAACAUCGACCCCAUCUACGAGUUCCACCGGGGCUUCCUGAAGGAGCUGGACCAGAGGCUGGCUCUCUGGGAGGGACGCUCAAACGCUCACGUGAAAGGUGACUACCAACGGAUCGGCGACGUGAUGCUGAAGAACAUGUGUGCUCUUAAGGAAUUCACCAGCUACCUGCAGAAACACGACGAGGUGCUGACGGAGCUGGAGAAAGCCUCCAAGAGGCUGAAGAAGCUGGAGACUGUGUACAAAGAGUUUGAGCUGCAGAAGGUCUGCUACCUGCCGCUCAACACCUUCCUGCUCAAGCCCAUCCAGCGCCUCAUGCACUACAAGCUCAUCCUGGAGAGGCUGUGCAAACAUUACUCCCCCUCCCACCGCGACCACGACGACUGCAAAGAGGCAUUGAAGGAAGUGGCAGACAUUGCCGCUCAGCUUCAGAGCAGCCUGAUCCGCCUGGAGAACUUCCAGAAGCUCACCGAGCUGCAGAGAGACCUGAUCGGCAUCGAGAACCUGACAGCACCGGGCAGAGAGUUCAUCAGAGAGGGGUGUCUGUACAAGCUCACCAAGAAGGGGCUGCAGCAGAGAAUGUUUUUCCUGUUCUCGGACAUGCUUCUCUACACCAGUAAAGGUGUGACGGCCACCAAUCAGUUCAAGGUGCACGGACAGCUGCCCCUCCACGGCAUGAUUCUCAUAGUGCUGGAUGCACCGGUAGAGGAGAGUGAGAACGAGUGGUCCGUCCCUCACUGUUUCACCAUUUACUCGGCUCAGAGGACGAUCGUCGUGGCCGCCAGCUCCAAGGUGGAGAUGGGGAAGUGGAUUGAGGAUCUGAACCUGGCUAUCGACAUGGCCAAGAAGUCUCAGGAGAAAUCCAGCAUCUUCCUCGACGCUGGCCUCAACGAUCACUCCAACCGAUCGUCCGACGAGGUUUCGCUGGAGCAGGAGUCCGAGGACGACAUGAACUCUUCCCGCACCUCUCUGGACAAGCAGACACACCACCGUGCCAACACCACUAUGCAUGUGUGCUGGCACCGCAACACCAGCGUGUCUAUGUCUGAUCACAGCCUGGCUGUGGAGAACCAGCUCUCAGGCUACCUCCUGCGGAAGUUCAAGAACAGCAACGGCUGGCAGAAGCUCUGGGUGGUUUUCACCAACUUCUGCUUGUUCUUCUACAAGACUCACCAGGACGACUUCCCGCUGGCUAGCCUCCCGCUGCUCGGCUACUCGGUCAGCACGCCAGAGGAGUCGGACAACAUCCACAAGGAGUACGUCUUCAAGCUGCAGUUCAAGUCUCACGUUUACUUUUUCCGAGCAGAGAGCGAGUACACCUUCGAGAGAUGGAUGGAGGUGAUAAAGAGUGCCGCCAGCACCACCGGCCGGAUGAGCCUGCUCAUACCGAAGGGAGGACCCAUGGAGAUGAAUGGAAACUGAAACAAAAGUGUUGUGCACCUGCAGGCUGGGCCUCCAGGACGUCUGAAAGACUCAAGUGUUGUUUCUAAGCAGAACUAAAAGCAGAAACCCGGGAGAUAACUGCAGGUUAAAGUGUUAACAGUUCUCAGCUUUUUAACGGUCUGUGCGUUUUUUGCUUAAUUCAUGAUGUAAAUGAUAACAUUUGCUCCAGUAUACAGGAUAUAAUGAAAGGGAGAUGUGUACAUGCAAUCCUUUUGUUCUUUGUUUUUUUUUUCUUCUAUGCGUAGUGCUCAAUAUGAUAGACUGACUGAUGGGAAAUAAUGUUUUAUGGGACCAACUCCUGCACAGGGAGCUUGAAAUUGUAGCUUGUCUUUACGGUACAUGCAGACUGAAGCUUUACAGAGUGCAGCGUGCUGCUACUGCAGAAGAAUUACAGUAUGUUGUUAAAGGAAGGUACGGUAAAAUGUGCACACUCCCCCCCUUUUAAAGGUGCUGAAGUGUCUGAGAGGGAAGCGGGGGGAGUAGAUGAAGUGUCAGUGCAAGUUGGAGAUGGGAGACAUGCCAGGUUUUGAAGAGUUUAUGCUGCAAUCGGGACAAGUGAAGCAUUAGGAAUGAUGGUACUAGCUGUAUUUAUUAAAAAAAAAAAAAAAAUCAAAUGUAACGGUUAAUGAAAGGGUGCAGCCAGGUGUUAUCAAGCUGAU